AUGAAGGGGCUGCAGAAGAACACGCUGUACGUUGGGGGUUUGGCGGAGGAAGUAAACGAAGGCAUACUCCACGCGGCGUUCAUCCCCUUCGGAGAUAUUAAGGAUGUGAAAACCCCAUUGGACCAGGCUACACAGAAGCACCGCUCCUUCGGCUUCGUCACCUUCCUCGAAAGAGAAGACGCCGCCGCCGCAAUGGACAACAUGGACGGAGCCGAGCUUUACGGCCGCGUACUCACCGUUAAUUACGCGCUGCCGGAGAAAAUCAAGGGUGGAGAAGUCGGCUGGGCAGCACAACCCAUUUGGGCGGAUGCUGACACGUGGUUCGAAAGGCAGCAGCAAGAACAGGAGAUGCAGAGGCUUCAAUCGGAGCAGAAAGCAGCAAUGCUCGAAGCUGAAGAAUUGCACAGGAAGAAACUUGCUGAGGACCGAGAUGGUGAAAAAGACGAAGAAGCUGAUUCUGCUAAGGGUGAUCCAAUGGCUAUGGCUGAAGCUCAGGUUUUGAAGCAGAAUGCAUCUUAAUUCGUUUCGUUUUAAGACACAAUUGCCAGCAGAUUUUCUUACAUAUGCUCUUUUUUUUAAUGCAGUUUCGUACGCCAUUUGUAUAACAAGUUACAGCAAAGCUAAUCUUUGUUAUUUGUGUAAUAGCAUUUCUUUAAUAUCAGACUAUGGUUGUCAAACAAUGGUUUACGAUGUUAAAAUGGAGCUUUCGAUUUUCGUUGC
Molecule: messenger RNA, 720 nt
Organism: Erythranthe guttata (spotted monkey flower)
Lineage: Eukaryota; Viridiplantae; Streptophyta; Magnoliopsida; Lamiales; Phrymaceae
Source: RefSeq, a predicted model, not a curated record